GCUCAAGCUAAACGUACAAGUCAUUUGGGAAGAAUGUUUGUAGAGUGUUUGUAGAGUGUGAAUCUAAAAAUUCUUCCCUUCCUAGGCGGACUCCUCUUGAUCUUACGGGAUUAGACUUUUCACAUCGGUUUGGUAUUGCGUGACUCCGCAAAGCUCGGCACAGAACUAGAAUGACCACAUCAACUCAGGCCAAUGGCGGAGGUAUCUCUGCCUUCAUGCCGCUUCUUGCAUUGCUCCUGGCCACCGGCGGAAUUGUCCAGGUGGCGGAAGCGACAGCGUCGCCCGCCUCACGCGUGUGUCGACCUGGGCCACCGCUGCUGCCGCCGACGGACGGUCGCAAGAACUGCCUGGUGAUCGGUGACUCGGUGAGUCUGGGAUACACGCCCCUGGUGCUGCAGCUGCUAAACUCCAGCGUGUGCCAAGUACAGCACGCACCGUUCAGUACUGAUGGAGGUGCACUGGACACAAAGUACGCCAUGCAGUGCUUCGACCAGUGGAUGGUCACGUCCAUGCUGCAGCAGACACACUAUGACGCCAUCGUCAUCAACUCCGGACUGCACGAUGUCAACUACAGUGGCAGCUAUCCUGAGGAAUACACCUCGCCAGAUGCGUACAAGGAAAAUUUCCAGCAGCUGAAGAAACGCCUUCUUACCCACACACCGCAUGUUGCUGUUGUCACAACCACCCCAGUCGGGUAUGAUGCUGCCAUCAACAGCCUGGUUGUGCAGUAUAAUGAUAUUGCUGUGUCAGUGAUGCAUGGCGAGCAGCCAUCUCUCGACGUCAUCGACCUGUACACGGCUGUGAUUGACGUGUGCGGCAAAGUGCCAUACAACUGUUCAAUAGAGGCCAGUCCUAAAAACGUGCACUACAACCAAGCCGGGUACAAGAUACUCAGCCAGGCCGUCGCCAGCGGCCUCAAGAAGCUACUGUCCGAGGCGGAGGCUGAGCAUGCCGGAGAGCGUGAGGAGCAGAGACGGGGGUGGCGGCCGCAGGGGAUUCCCCACGCCGCCGCCACCACUGGAAACGUGUGUCCUGGCGGCAAGAUGGCGUGUCCGGGGAACACGACCUGCACCGUCGAUCACUACUCGAGCGCCGGCUACGGCUGCUGCUACGCUCAGCCGGCGCCCGUCCAGGACUGCGGCGACAGCUGGCAUUGCUGUGCCGCCGGCCUCAAGUGCGGCUCUUGCUCGCUGCACGGGUGUGAUUGCCUGGCACCAUAGUUACCAUGGUUACAGAUCCGAUGAACAAAAGCAAUGGAUUCCUAUUUUGGCGAGAGUUAAACUAAUCUGCUGGAGACUUAGUCUUUUCUCGGUAGAUAUUUUUUAUUAUAACAACAAACGCAAUGCUUCCAGGCACCUCA
Messenger RNA from Sycon ciliatum, 1360 nucleotides. RefSeq lists its product as uncharacterized. Gene Ontology annotation, molecular function: phosphatidylcholine lysophospholipase A1 activity. The coding region runs from base 171 to 1220 and encodes 349 amino acids. The record is from RefSeq and is a predicted model, not a curated record. Lineage: Eukaryota; Metazoa; Porifera; Calcarea; Leucosolenida; Sycettidae. The transcript is spliced from 5 exons.